AGUUUGUUGGUGACCCGGCAUCUCUGAGCUACAUCAUCAUCACGUCGCUGGGCCGCAUGACAUGUGUGUGUGGCCGAGACACCGAGCCGCAUAGAAGAGAAAAAAAGACUUUAUAUUUAGCUCCGCUGUCUUCAUAAAGUCGCAGCAAAAACAAGAAAAUGCCCAAGAAAACGAAAGAGGAAGCGGAGUGGGUGGGCGAUGAAGUCGCGGCUGCACCUGUUGAAAAAACAGUGAAAAAGGGGAAGAAAGAUAAAAAGGGGAAGAAAAGUUUCUUCGAGGAACUCGCCACAGAUAGCAAGCCUGAGAAGGAAGAAGAGGCUGUGAAAGAGCCACAGGGGAAACAGAAAAAGAAGAAAGAUCGACGGAAAGGGAAGGCUGAAGACGCAGAUAAAGGUGAUGAGGAUGUCAUGCUGAAGCUGAAAAAGCUUUCAGUACAAGCAAGUGAUGAGGACGAAGACGACGAGCCAGUCUGUGUCCCCAGCAAAGGAAACAAGAAUAAAAAGGGUGGAAACGUCUUUGCUGCUCUCAGCCAGGGCCAGAGUGAUGAUGAUGAUGAUGAUGAUGAUGAGGAUAACAAAGAGGAUAAACCAGAAAAAAAGGACGAGAAGCCAAAGAGGGGGAAGAAAGAGCAACAAAAGAAAGCAAAACCUGAGCCAUCACACAGUGAGGAUGAAGAUGAGGAGCAGGAGAGUGACGGAGGGGACACAAUGAUGUGUGCAGAAGAUGUCAUCGCAGCGCAGGCCAAACAGGAGGGCGAUGACCCGUUUGCUAAUCUCAGCAAAAAGGAGAAGAAGAAGAAAAAGAAACUGUUGGAGUAUGAGCGUCAGGUGGCCAGUGUUCGGGCUCAGAAUGACUUGGAGGGAGAUUUCUCCAUCUCCCAGGCGGAGAUGUCGUCCAGACAGGCCAUGCUGGAGAACGCCUCCGAUAUUAAGCUGGAGAGGUUCAGCAUUUCCGCUCAUGGAAAGGAGCUUUUUGUCAAUGCAGAUCUUCUGAUUGUAGCCGGAAGAAGAUAUGGUUUGGUUGGACCAAAUGGUAAAGGAAAGACCACGUUACUCAAACACAUAGCCAACAGAGCUCUGAGUAUUCCCCCCAACAUUGAUGUGCUUCUGUGUGAGCAGGAGGUGAUAGCCGAUGACACGCCGGCAGUGCAGGCUGUGCUGAAGGCAGACACUCGCCGCCUGAAACUCCUGGAAGAGGAGAAGCGGCUCCAGGCUCGUCUGGACAAGGGAGAGGACUGUGUGGCUGAGAGGCUGGAGAAGGUCUAUGAAGAGCUGAGGGUGAUCGGAGCUGCAGCAGCUGAGGCCAAAGCCAGGAGAAUCCUGGCCGGUCUGAGUUUUACAUCGGAAAUGCAGAACAGACCCACAAAGAGAUUCUCUGGUGGUUGGAGAAUGAGAGUCUCCCUGGCCAGAGCUCUGUUCAUGGAACCCACACUCCUCAUGCUGGAUGAACCCACAAACCACCUGGACCUGAAUGCCGUCAUCUGGCUCAACAACUACCUGCAAGGCUGGAAGAAGACUCUCCUGAUAGUCUCCCACGACCAGAGUUUCCUUGACGAAGUGUGUACAGAUAUCAUGCACUUAGACUACCAGAAACUCUACUACUACAGAGGGAACUACUUGACCUUUAAGAAGAUGUAUGUGCAAAAGCAGAAGGAGCUGCAGAAACAGUACGACAAGCAGGAGAAGAGACUCAAAGAGCUGAAGGCUGGUGGCAAGUCCACCAAACAGGCUGAGAAGCAGACUAAAGACGCCCUGACCAGAAAGCAACAAAAGGGCAAGAAAAAGGGUCAAGAGGAGGAGAGCAAGGAGGCUACGGAGCUGCUGAAGAGGCCUAAAGAGUAUACUGUCAAGUUCACUUUCCCUAACCCACCUCCUCUCUCCCCCCCCAUCCUGGGACUACACAGUGUUGACUUUGCCUAUGACGUUAAUAAGCCUUUAUUCAAAAACGUUGACUUUGGUAUCGACAUGGACUCCAGGAUUUGUAUAGUUGGACCCAAUGGUGUUGGGAAGAGUACCCUCCUGUUGCUGCUCACUGGGAAAUUAAAUCCUACCAAAGGUGAGAUGAGGAAGAAUCAUCGUCUGAAAGUGGGCUUCUUCAACCAGCAGUACGCUGACCAGCUGAACAUGGAAGAGGCCGCCACUGAGUAUUUGAUGAGGAACUUCAACCUCCCGUAUCAGGACAGCAGGAAGUGUCUGGGGCGCUUUGGCCUGGAGAGCCAUGCCCACACCAUUCAGAUCUCUAAACUGUCUGGCGGUCAGAAGGCAAGAGUCGUGUUUGCGGAACUGUCGUGUCGUCAGCCUGAUGUACUAAUCUUGGAUGAACCCACUAACAAUCUGGACAUCGAGUCAAUCGAUGCCUUGUCAGAGGCCAUCAAUGAAUACAAAGGAGCUGUGAUCAUCGUGAGUCACGACGCUCGGCUCAUCACAGAGACCCAGUGUCACAUGUGGGUGGUGGAGGAUCGCUCCAUCAACCAGAUCGACGGAGACUUUGAGGAAUACAAACGUGAGGUGCUGGAGUCUCUGGGAGAGACCAUGGUCAACAAGGUCAACCCGUAACCGGAGAGGACAACCUGCUGUUCUACACCUAUGCUUCCUACAGUACACACAUCAGGAGCAGUCAUCGUGUCUCUCAAAGUCACACACUUCAAAUGGAUUUGUUGGGAGUGGAGUGUUAAUCUAAUAAUGUUUCAAAAAUACAGAAAAAGAACGUGUCAACCUGUGGUCAAGGUGUACUGAAGCCAAACAAUAAAGCAACAUUUUAAUCA
Molecule: messenger RNA, 2764 nt
Organism: Solea solea (common sole)
Lineage: Eukaryota; Metazoa; Chordata; Actinopteri; Pleuronectiformes; Soleidae
Gene: abcf1
Product: ATP-binding cassette, sub-family F (GCN20), member 1
Exons: 25
Coding region: 159-2555 (798 amino acids)
Molecular function (GO): ATP hydrolysis activity; ATP binding
Source: RefSeq, a predicted model, not a curated record